Messenger RNA from Thlaspi arvense, 513 nucleotides. NCBI's taxonomy places the organism in Eukaryota, Viridiplantae, Streptophyta, Magnoliopsida, Brassicales, Brassicaceae. The record is from the annotation of a GenBank genome assembly.
AUGGAUGAAAACCAGAAAACGACAACAGCUAAUGAAUGCUUAUCCCUCACUAUCUUCAUCAACUCAAGCACUGCGCGAGGAUUCGAACCCUUACCACCGCAAAAGCCUUCCAUGCCCAAAUCUUCAAGCUCGGCAUCCGGUGGGUUGCAUCCGGAUGAUUUCGUGUUCUCGGCUCUUGUGAAGGCCUGUGCUAACUUAGGAUCUAUCAAGCUCGGGAAGCAAGUUCAUUGCCGUUUUAUAGUCACUGAGUAUUCUCAUGACGAUGUUGUUAAGUCUUCACUUGUUGAUAUGUACGCCAAAUGCGAUUCACCCGAUGUUGCUAAAGUUGUUUUCGAUUCCAUAAGAUCGAAAAACACCAUCUCAUGGACCGCAAUGGUAUCUGGAUUCGCUAAAAGCGGAAGAAAGGAAGAGGCUUUGGAGCUUUUCAGGGCAUUACCAAUCAAGAAUCUGUAUUCUUGGACUGCUUUGAUCUCUGGUUUUGUACAGAGCGGUAAAGGGCUUGAAGCUUUCUCU